Lineus longissimus is the source of this 3305-nucleotide messenger RNA. Its product is annotated as DNA topoisomerase 3-beta-1-like. The coding region runs from base 165 to 2708 and encodes 847 amino acids. The record is from RefSeq and is a predicted model, not a curated record. NCBI's taxonomy places the organism in Eukaryota, Metazoa, Nemertea, Pilidiophora, Heteronemertea, Lineidae. Gene Ontology annotation, molecular function: DNA binding; DNA topoisomerase type I (single strand cut, ATP-independent) activity. Gene Ontology annotation, cellular component: nucleus. The transcript has 16 exons. Gene Ontology annotation, biological process: DNA topological change.
CAAAAUGGCCGCAACCAUUAAAAUGAAAAUGUUGAGAAAUUUUACUGAUUUUCUCCUCAAAAGUUUCGCCUAACUAAGUGACUCUGCCUGUAAAUGUGCAUCAUUUGAAGCACGAAUGGAAAAGUGAAAUCCGUUUUAUUGUGAAAAUCUAUAGUAAAGAAAUCAUGCGGUCAGUUUUGAUGGUGGCGGAGAAACCGUCACUGGCACUUUCCCUUGCCCAAAUCCUUUCAAAUGGCCAGUGCAAAUCCAGGAAAGGGUCCAAUGGAGCCUGUUCUGUGCACGAAUACACUGGACGAUUUCGUGGCGACGCUGUCAAAUUCAAGAUGACAUCUGUCUGUGGUCAUGUUAUGAGCCUUGAUUUUAUUGGAAAGUACAACAACUGGGAUAAAGUUGACCCUGCUGAGCUGUUCUGUGCUCCAACUCAGAAGAAGGAAGCCAAUGUCAAUCUCCACAUGCCAAACUUCCUGGAGAGAGAGGCGCAGGGAUGUGAUUACUUGGUUCUCUGGUUGGAUUGUGACAAAGAAGGAGAGAACAUCUGCUUUGAAGUCAUUGAUAGUGUGAGGCAUGUGAUGAGAGGAACAGCUCUUGGCCAACACAUCUUCCGUGCAAAGUUCAGUGCUAUUACUGAAAGUGAGGUGAAGCGAGCCAUGGAUCAUCUUGGCAUCCCUAACAAGAAUGAAGCCAUGUCUGUUGAUGCCCGUCAAGAGUUGGACUUGAGGAUUGGAUGUGCCUUUACAAGAUUUCAGACAAAGUUCUUCCAGGGGAAGUAUGGUGACUUGGAUAGCAACCUGAUUUCAUAUGGUCCUUGUCAGACUCCAACCCUUGGCUUCUGUGUGGAAAGGCAUGAUAAGAUCCAAUCAUUUAAACCAGAACCAUAUUGGGUUCUUCAAGUCCAGAUCACGCACCCUGGUGGCAGAGUGAUGAGUGUGGACUGGGAGCGCAUGAGAAGCUUUGAUAAAGAGGUGGCUCAGAUGUUCUACAACUUAGUCAAGAACUCAGAUGGUGCAAGGGUCCUGGAUGUCACACAGAAAGAGAAGGUCAAGCAACGGCCAAUGGCUCUCAACACAGUUGAGAUGUUAAGGAGUGCCAGCUCUGGGCUGGGUAUGGGUCCACAGCAUACGAUGCAGACUGCAGAGAAGCUUUACACUCAGGGUUAUAUCAGUUACCCGCGGACAGAGACCACGCACUAUCCAGAGAGCUUUGAUUUAAAGGGAACUCUCCGUGCACAGCAGAACAGCUCUGACUGGGGUGAGUUUGUGCGUGACAUUUUGAACCAAGGGAUCCAGAAGCCAAGAAAGGGACAUGACGCUGGUGACCAUCCUCCUAUCACGCCCAUGAAGUGUGCAACUGAGGCAGAGCUUGGUCAUGAUGGGUUCAAGUUGUAUAACUUCAUCACAAGGCAUUUCAUUGCUACUAUCAGCCCAGACUGCCGUUACAUGCUGACUACGGUCACAUUUGAGAUUGGUGAUGAGCGCUUCUCCUGUGCUGGUAAGCGCCUCCUGGUGGAAGGAUUCACCGGCGUGUGUCCGUGGCAGGCUAUUACUCAGGAUGAGACGAUGCCCGUCUUCAAAAUUGAUGAUUUCUGUCCAAUGCAAGAUGUGAAAAUAGUUGAGAAGCAGACAACACCGCCAGACUACCUGACAGAAUCUGAACUCAUCACUCUGAUGGAGAAACAUGGCAUCGGCACUGACGCCAGCAUCCCCGUCCACAUCAAUAACAUCUGUGAGCGGAACUACGUCAGCGUCCUUGGUGGCAGGAAGCUGAAGCCACAGCCGUUAGGCAUCGUGCUCGUGCACGGCUACCAAAAGAUCGAUCCCGAGCUCGUCCUGCCAACAAUGAGAGCUGCAGUAGAACAACAAUUGAAUCUCAUCUGUCUUGGGAAGGUGCCCUUCACGGCCGUCACACAGCACGGCAUUGAUAUCUUCCAGCGCAAAUUCAAAUAUUUUGUUGAGAAUAUCAACGGGAUGGACGAUCUGUUUGAGGUCACCUUCUCUCCUCUAGCUGCAUCAGGGAAAUCACUUUCAAGAUGUGGUAAAUGUCGUCGCUAUAUGAAGCUGAUUGCUGCCAAGCCGAGCCGUCUCCACUGUGCUAACUGUGAUGAUACGUACAAUCUGCCACAGAACGGAAACAUCAAGUUAUACAAGGAAAUCAAGUGUCCGCUCGAUGAUUUUGAGUUGGUGUUGUGGACGACUGGAGCAAAGGGAAAGUCAUAUCCACUGUGUCCAUACUGCUUCAACAAUCCACCGUUUGCCGACAUGAGGAAGGGAAUGGGCUGUAAUGAGUGUAACCACCCAACAUGUAUGCAUGCCCUCGCUCAGACGGGUGUCUCUAACUGUGUCGAAUGUGAAUUUGGCAUCCUCACUCUCGAUCCGACAUCGGCCCCCAAGUGGAGACUCUCUUGUAAUAAGUGCAACGUCGUUAUCAAUGUGUUCGAGGACGCGCACAAGGUGUUGGUCGCGGAUGAGACUUGUGAGGAGUGUGGAUCUAGCGUGCUCGCUGUUGACUUUCAUCGGGAAAAAUCUCCAUUAGACGAUGGCGCCACUGAACACACUGGCUGCAUGUUCUGUGACGCGGUGUUCAAACCUCUCGUCGAGAUGCAUUACGCCAAAAUGAAACGGUCGGGAAAUCGUUCACGUGGCGGUGGUGGGGGUAGAGGCCGUGGUGGACGGGGUCGUGGCGGACGGGGACGAGGUGGACGUGGGAGAUAGAUGUGCUACAGUGGAACCUCAUUUUAAUGAUCGCCUCCUGGUUUGGCAAGAUAGAAACUUGGAACCUUAUCCUCGGACAUGCCUUUUUUGCCAUACCUUGCUGAGACUCCCCAGGGGCUGGAUGACGCUAUGGUUCCACUGUAUUAUUACACCUCUCUAUGGACUGCUAAUAGAUAAUGAUUUGUAACCUUCAAAUAGUGAUUUCUCAGUUCACAAGUUCAGAACAAAACAGCAUCGAAUUCGGAAUGAUUUGACAAAAAUCUACAUGAAAUAGUGACAGGAAUAUUUGUAUGUAAGACGUUGAAAGACUGAGGUGAAAGGUUGAAGACAUGCAGCAGAGUACCUCACUGUUGCCGUGCCUACUGUCUAGUUGCAGUGUCCUGUAUAGAGGGCAGGUUCUGGAAGCAUGACAGUCCACAAAGACAGAAGUGUUCUAAUAACAGUUUCCUGCACACUUUCCAAUGAACAUCAUUUGCAGCCUUGCAGCGAUGUUGCUAAAGGUUUGUUAAAAAACAUCAAAGUCACUUUAACUGAAGAACAUGACAUUUCUUUAUGAAGUUUGAUACUGAACUUAUCAAUUUCAAAGUAAUAAAAGAA